Messenger RNA from Closterium sp. Naga37s-1, 2796 nucleotides. Lineage: Eukaryota; Viridiplantae; Streptophyta; Zygnematophyceae; Desmidiales; Closteriaceae. The record is from the annotation of a GenBank genome assembly.
AUGCCGCCUGAUCCGGCCGCCAUGUCCAAGGGCACGUGCCGUGUUGUUUCCGCAGGCGUUGACCUGCGAUCUGUCAAACUGUGCACCGUCAACGACACCUCCUCCUCCUCGUCGUCGCCCACCUGGUUACCAUCUUCGCCACACACGUGGCAAGCCCCUUCGCAACCCUCGCCACACCCCGCCUCUCGUCCGUUCGCCUCCUCCUCCCCUUACGCAACCCCUUCCCCUCCUUCCGCCUUCCCCAACCGCCCUUCGUCUGCGCACUCCUCCCCACCCUCCUGUCACUCCUCCUCCUCCUCCCCUUUUUCAUGCCCCUCCGCCUCGGCCUCCGCUUCCCCCCCCGCCUCAGCCUCCGCCUCCGCCUCCCCUCCCGCCAACCCCCCCUCCGCGCUCGCGUCCCUCUCCGCGUCGCUCCUCGCGCUCCUCCCGCACCCGCUGCUCUCCGCGCUGCCGCUCUCCCCGUCCGCCACGCGCUGCCACUUCACCUACUACUGGGCGGCGCUGAUUCAGCUGGACCUCAACGUCUCCUUCCACUCGCCGUCCAACACGUGGCGCUCGCUUCGUCAGCACAGGCAGCAGAAAAGUCAACGAGGUCAACACAGUCAAUCGAGUCAACGGAAUCAAGCGAGUCAACGCAGUCAACGGAGUCAACGCGGUCAAGGGGAGGAAGGGGAGGAAUGGGAGGAAGGAGAUCAUCAGGGGAGCAUCACGACGAUCCGAACCACCACGGCUCUCCCCGACCCGCUGUCCCUGUCUCUGCCGUCCUCCCAGUGCCGCCCGGAUUUCAAUGCGGCAUGGCGGGCCAAAGACAAAUACAAGGUGGCCUCUUUGCACAAGUGUCUGUACGACCCGCGCCAUCCCCACAGGGUGCACCUUCCCCCGCCGCGCUCCAUGCGCCAGUGCCCGCCCCCUCCGCGCCAGGGCAUAUUCAUGCACCUUGCUGCUACCGCCAUCACGAAAUGGUUCUUUUCAGACGAGUCCAUAUUCCAGCCGUCAUCAUCGAUGGGAAAGCUCUAUCUGGGCCUCAGCCUGGGCGUGCUGCUGGGAGUGCUGUGCUGUGUGGGCACGCACGUCUUUGGUCGCAUCGUCGUGGCUCUGGACUGCUUCCAACCCCCGGCCUCCUCCCUCUUCGUCUCUGCUAUCGAGGUGAGCCGUGGGCUGCGCAUCACUCUAGUCGGGAGGUACCACUCAGCAAUGAGCGAGGAGGUGGGAUCAGGGUCGGGGUCUCUCUCUGAAGAGCUGGAGGAGCUCGAUCUCUCGGAGAGCAUUCUCAGCUGCUUCUGCCCGUCUCUAGUCGACAGCCCUUUUCUGGCGAAGAAGCACCCUGAGAAUUCACCUGAGAGGUCACCUGAUCGCUACCGCAAGGCGGAUUUGUGCCGUUUGAAUGCGGGUGUAGCAGCAGGGGCGGAGGAUGUUGAGCCGCUCUCCCUGCUCCAGCUGGCGGGGCAGGCAGAGGGGCAGGCACAGGCACAGGCUCAUGCACAGGCAGAGGCAGAAGCAGAGGCCGAGGCAGGAGCAGGGAGACAGGCACGAUCGGAGCAUCCACAGGGUCUGCCUGCUGAUGCCUCACAGUCGCAACUGUUAGUGCACUCAGAAGAGGGCGGCUGCGGGCUGCUUGUGCGUCAAGAACAGGCCUUGCCUCAGGAGCAGCCGGUGAGGAAUCAGCAAACCCUCACCGGCAAGACCAUCACCCUUGAGGUCGAGAGCAGCGACACCAUCGACAAUGUUAAGGCCAAGAUCCAGGACAAGGAGGGGAUCCCUCCUGACCAGCAACGUCUGAUUUUCGCCGGCAAGCAAUUGGAGGAUGGCCGUACUCUUGCGGACUACAACAUCCAGAAAGAGUCUACUCUCCAUCUUGUGCUUCGGCUUCGUGGUGGCAUGCAAAUCUUCGUGAAGACUCUUACCGGGAAGACCAUCACCUUGGAGGUUGAGAGCAGCGACACCAUCGACAACGUGAAGGCGAAGAUCCAGGAUAAGGAGGGCAUCCCUCCUGACCAGCAGCGGCUGAUUUUCGCGGGUAAGCAGCUCGAGGAUGGUCGUACCCUUGCCGACUACAACAUCCAGAAGGAAUCGACUCUGCAUCUGGUGCUUCGUCUUCGCGGAGGCAUGCAGAUUUUUGUCAAGACUUUGACGGGAAAGACUAUCACGUUGGAGGUUGAGAGCAGCGACACCAUCGACAACGUGAAGGCGAAGAUCCAGGAUAAGGAGGGCAUCCCUCCUGACCAGCAGCGGCUGAUUUUCGCUGGCAAGCAGCUCGAGGACGGACGUACCUUGGCCGACUACAACAUCCAGAAGGAGUCUACCCUGCAUCUGGUGCUCCGUCUUCGCGGAGGCAUGCAGAUUUUUGUGAAGACGUUGACUGGGAAGACCAUCACCCUGGAGGUUGAGAGCAGCGACACCAUUGACAACGUGAAAGCGAAGAUUCAGGAUAAGGAGGGGAUUCCGCCUGACCAGCAGCGUCUGAUUUUCGCGGGCAAGCAGCUGGAGGAUGGCCGCACCUUGGCUGAUUACAACAUCCAGAAGGAAUCGACCCUCCAUCUGGUGCUUCGCCUCCGUGGUGGUAUGCAGAUUUUCGUCAAGACCCUCACGGGGAAAACCAUCACGCUCGAGGUUGAGAGCAGCGACACCAUUGAUAACGUAAAGGCUAAGAUCCAGGACAAGGAAGGCAUUCCUCCUGACCAGCAGCGUCUGAUCUUUGCUGGCAAGCAGCUUGAGGAUGGCCGUACCUUGGCCGAUUACAACAUCCAGAAGGAGUCGACUCUCCAUCUGGUGCUGCGCCUCCGUGGUGGUCAGUAG